GCUGACGGUCGGAGUUGCCUCUUCUUAUCGCCAGAGGGCGCGCGCGCACAGGAGGCUCCCCGGCUCGUUUCCAUAGCGACGGCGUCCGGCCUCCACAACGCCGCCAUGGAAGAACCGUUUCCUGCCGUCUUGAUGCCGGGCGAAGUCGAAGCCCUGGUGGAGUCGCUGAAGAAUUUCCAGUUGCGGGAUAUCGGGGAUCACGGGUGGCAACGUCAACAUGAGUAUAUUGAAAAGUUGAAUAUGCAGGCCAUACUGAGUGCUUCUGCUGGGCAUGAACAGCUUCUCACUGAGCUUCUGGUGAACAACGCAAAGAUUCCAACACUUAUUGAAGAACUUAUCACUACAGAGAUAUGGAAGCAGAAGAUCUUCCCUGUUCUAUGCAGGCUGGAAGAUUUUAAACCAAAAAGCACCUUUCCCAUAUACUUAGUGUUGCGUCAUGAAGCUUCAGUUAUCAACCUCUUGGAAACUGUCUUUUUUCACAAGGAAAUCUGUGAGUCAGCAGAGGAUAGCAUUCUGGAUUUGAUAGAUUAUAGCCACAGGAAGCUGACCUUAUUAGCAGCACAGAGUGCCAGUGGAAAAAUACCAAUGGAACAGAAGCUGUCGCCUGAGGAUCUUGCUCAGCCUUCCUCGAUGCAGGAGUUAAAGAAACAAGCCGAGAUGAUGGAAUUUGAGAUCUCAUUGAAAACUCUUUCAGUGUUCCGUUUUAUUACUGGUCAAGUAGAAAGUUUGCCAGUCAGUGCUGUGACAAGGAUGCUGAAUACCCACAACUUUCCAUGUCUUUUAGUACAGUUGGUAGAACACUGUGCAUGGAAGUAUCGUGAAGAAGGGAAGCUGAAGACAUUUGAGAAUGGUACAUGGUACGAGGUGCCCCCUGAAGACCAUGUGAAGAUGACUAAAUUGGAUGGGCAGGUGUGGAUUGCUCUGUACAACCUGCUCUUGAGCUCAGAAUGCCAACGCAAGUACAACUUCAACAACUUCAACAAAAAUCAGAUCCUGAAGCUCCGUGCCUUUCUGACUGAUGUCCUCAUUGAUCAGUUCCCCAAUCUUUUGGAGCUGCAGAGGUUCCUGAGCCAUCUUGCUGUGGCAGAUCCCGCUCCACCCAAGAAAGACCUCAUAUUAGAGCAGAUUCCUGUGAUUCGGGAUCAAAUAAUCAGAGAAAAUUCUGGAAAAUGGCAAGCAAUUGCUAAGCACCAGGUAAACAAUAUGUUUAGUCCUUCAGAGGAGGAGCUCAAAGGCCAGGCACGCAGAUGGGCUAAAACAUACAACCUAGAUGUAAUGGAAGCCCUGAUCCCAGACAAGCCUAGGUGUGGGAUGUGUGGUUCUCAAGCAGCAAAACGCUGUUCCCGUUGUAGGAAUGAGUGGUAUUGUAGACGAGAAUGUCAGGUGCAGCAUUGGCAGAAGCACAAGAAAGCUUGUAAUUUGAUGGCUGAUGCCCUGAAAAAAAUACAAGAAGAUGUUCAAAUGCAGACAACAGCUACCAACUAAUUUUACUGGGCAGAAUUUUCUCCUGUUCCUGCUUCAACAUAUAGACAAAAUUGAGGUUACAAGAGAACUGUUCUUUACUUUGCCACCCAAAAUACAUAAGCUUUGUGGUCAUGUUGCAUACUGCCUUAGAUCAAGUGCCUCCCUCCAUGCUUGUGGCAUAAAAACAAAGGAUUAUUUGUAGCAGAGGUGAACAUUGCACUACUACUAUGGUGUCCACAUAUCUACUUUGAGAUUAAAAAACCCCUGUGCCUUUGUUUUUACAAAAAGGAUUUUUGAAGAUGGUCAUGACCAGAUUCAGAAGGCACAGUCCUCUUAUUCAAAAACAAUCCUGGAAGAUCUAAGGAACUUAAGUAUGAUCUUGAAAUUACAAAUAUAUUCUUAAUUCUGGACAUCAGUCUUACAUCUUUUUGCAACUCACAUGUUCCAUGCAACAUGUAUAACUAUAUCCCAAUGAACCAUUUUUUCAUGAAAGAACCAUUUCUGAAAUGGGUGAUUGAAAACAGAGAAGUACAGUUAAAAAGAUGGCACUUAACAAUUUCUCUUAUUAAUUUCUCUUAUUCUCUUAUUUCCCGUGCAGCUGUCUCUUGUACUACAGGGUAUGAAAUGUGAGUAGACUGACAGGCAGCAUAAUAAUCCAUCCCAUCUAGUUUCUAAAUUGCACAGUGUUACUUUAGAACCACUAAGUGAUAAGCUAUGGGAGGAGGGGGAGAAAGGAUGUGGUUAAUUAUAACUCUAGUUGCUGAGCCGCAUGAUUUCACAAUUGAGAGCAUAACACAUGACAUCUUCACAGCUGCUUAGGCAGCUAUUAUUUAAUCCUUGCUUUGUUGUUAAAAAUUAAACUUACAGUAAUUAUUUACCAGAUAUGAGUUUUCGCCAGGAUAAGUGAAAACCCUUAAAAAAAGUCCUCAUGAGAGUAAAUUGAAUACUUAUUGGAAAGUACAAAGGAAGUGUAAUCAUCCUAAACAGAUACAUCUGUCUAAACAAGAAAAUUGUUUUAAAGUAAAGUCUUGGUUGAUGGCUUAAAGAUAAAUUUAAUUGGUCAAUUAAACUUUAACACUACAGGUGAAUUGUUGCUUUGGCUACAGGUGCAGACCAAGAAUAGUGUUUAAUUCCAAAACUAAAUUUUCACAAACCUUGUUAUGUUCAGAGCUAUACUCUUCACAGCUGGUUGCUUAAGGAAAAACAUCCAGUUCAUUUGGCAAUAAAGGCUGCUGCUCAGAACCCGAAAAAUGGCUAUUUUCAUGUCCCUUUUCAUUUUUCUUUAAGUGAUACAUUGAAAUUAAUACAGUACAAACAUUGUAUCAUCAUUGCUAUUUCUCUUGUCUUUUUUUGAGCCAGGCGCUAUGGAAAUAUAUAUUAAUCACUGUAUUAACCCAUGAAGAAUUUAGCCUAUAUGGCCAAAGCUGUAAUUUUUUUCUUUUCUGUAAAUUUUUAUAUGCAUUCAAGAAAAAGACAGAAAAAACAAACAAACAAGCAGGGGCCAGCAGUGGCUCAGACAGCUUUUGCAGAUUUCUGGUACCUUUCUCUCUCUCUUUCCAGUGUUUUUUAAAUGCCUUUCAUCGCAGACAGAGGUAGCCUCUGCAGGAAUAGUGCAUCUCAGAGUUAAUGUGGAACUUCUCUGACUAUUCGAUUCUGGGUUACAGUUGGAGGGAUGUGAAGCUGCACUGAAAUUUGAAGAGAACAGUUGGGUAAUCUGCUCUUGAACUGGUUGACUUAACCAUAAUAUGAUUGUAUAACCCAGAUACAUAAUUAUUCUUAUACCUUCUAGCUGGAAAUUUUGAUGGAGGUCACUAUAUACUUUAAUAUCUACUUGCAAAGAAAACCCCCCGAAGUGAUCAUUGUUGGCGAUGCUGAGAAAUUUGCAACCCUCUAGAUGCUGUUGGAGUCUACUUCCCACCAGAUAAUAUGGCCAAUGAUCAGGUAAAAUGGGAGUUGAGCAACCUCUAGGAGGUCACAGAUUCCCUUACCCCUGCUGUGCAGCAUCUAGAUAUUUUGUUUAACUUGCUCUCAUCCCUGUUUUUAUCAUAUAGCCCAAGGUAGGCUACAUUCCUAUAUUCAGUUUUCUGGAAGAAAGCCCUGUUGAACUUAGUGGGACUUACUUUUGAGUGAAUAUGAACAGGAUUACUUUUUUGUGUGAAAUGGCAGAGCUUAUGGAUAAAGCAGAGGUUUUAUUUUCGAAAAACUAAAACAACUGCUGUUGUUCCCUGCACAGCCAUAACUAAACUCUUCAGCAAACGAGUCUAGAGGAAAGAAUCAAAGUUUCAAAUAUAACCAUACACAGGGAUAAUUUCACAUAUAUUGGCACAUUACUUUUCUGAGUCUCAGUUUUCUACAAUAGAAUAGGUGGGAUAACACAUUGCUCACUUAUGAAGUAAUUUGAGGUCAUUGGGGGAUAUAAUCUGUGUAAGCAACAAGCAUUGUUUUCUGGUAAGGCAAUAGCAUGAGACACACACAACACUGCAUAAUAUAAAUUUCUUUUUAAAUUCCAGUUUGCUCCCAGGUCACAUACUCUGCCUGCGUGUCUUGUUCCAAGAAAGGAAGGAACAGAAUGCCAAGGUUAUUGUCUUGUAGGUUUUUAACUGAUUAGCCAGCUGGAAGGAAGGGGACAGCCAAAACUACAAGCCACAAGAGGGGGAAAGCCUCUGGCAGCUGUGUUGAUAUGAAAAGUCUUGAUCCUUCCUAGUUAAGACAGAAGAAUGGACUAGCUUGGCUGGUAUUGGAAAGAAGAAUAGAGUGUUGCUACUUUUAUAACAGAGGUUUUGUGCAUCCGUUAUUGUGCCUACAUGGUGAUGAUGCUAUCAUUGCUAUCAACA
This is a messenger RNA of Pogona vitticeps (central bearded dragon), 4298 nucleotides long. It is a transcript of the gene ZMYND10, whose product is annotated as zinc finger MYND-type containing 10. Gene Ontology annotation, cellular component: cytoplasm; centriolar satellite. NCBI's taxonomy places the organism in Eukaryota, Metazoa, Chordata, Lepidosauria, Squamata, Agamidae. Gene Ontology annotation, biological process: inner dynein arm assembly; outer dynein arm assembly; motile cilium assembly. The record is from RefSeq and is a predicted model, not a curated record.